Archocentrus centrarchus (flier cichlid) is the source of this 1681-nucleotide messenger RNA. Its product is annotated as serine/threonine-protein kinase pim-1-like. Bases 85 to 1485 code for a protein of 466 amino acids. Gene Ontology annotation, biological process: negative regulation of apoptotic process; regulation of mitotic cell cycle; protein autophosphorylation. Gene Ontology annotation, molecular function: protein serine/threonine kinase activity; ATP binding. The record is from RefSeq and is a predicted model, not a curated record. NCBI's taxonomy places the organism in Eukaryota, Metazoa, Chordata, Actinopteri, Cichliformes, Cichlidae. Gene Ontology annotation, cellular component: cytoplasm. The transcript has 8 exons.
GUACAACUGCAAACUCAGACAGAGAGACAAAAGCUUGAAUCGAUAUUCUGAAAUUGUCGAGAUUCAGGAGAUACAAAAACCAAGAUGUUUAAAAAGUGUAUCAAAGUUGAUUUAAAGGGCAUCGCUGAGCUGCCCAAUCCUUCCAUGAACUCGGCUGAAGACUGCAUGGUCAGAGGACAAAAACGGAAGGUCUCGGACGAUGACGAGGGCUGUUUUAGACCAGCAAAGGAAAUUAAACUUUUUCACCACGUGCUCAAUGAUGAGGAGCAAGCAUCGUCCUCCGUGGAAAAAAGUAAAGAUCCAAAACCCAAGAGGUUUGUAAAGCAGCUCAAAUUUGAAGUAAGGAGCGUCGUUCAGUUGCGUGAUCCUUCCAUGAACUGGGUUGAAGACGCAUGCAUGGUCAGAGGACAAAAAAGGAAGGUCUCGGACGAUGAAGAGGACUGUCUUAGACCAGCAAAGAAAAUGAAACUUUUUGACCACGUGCUCAAUGAUGAGGAGCACGUUGAGGAGGAAGAUAAGUGCAUGUUUUCCACUGAAAUUUCAGAGAGCUCCACUGAUUCAAAAGAAAAGGUGUGCAAGAGGAAAGCCACAGGUGAUGGAAAAGCAUCACCAGCAAAGAAACAGAAGAGCCUGGACCAGGAGGAGAGCAAAUGCAGCGCCGAAGAAUUAGAGGCUGCAAAAAUCUGUGAAUUUAAAGCCAAGUACGUGGAGCUGCACAAGCUUGGAAAAGGAGGGUGUGGAACAGUGUUUGCCGGCUACAGGAAAGAAGACAAUUUUCCAGUCGCUAUCAAACACAUUCCAGAGAUGAAUGUCCCCUGCAAAGUAAAGGCUGAGAACGGGAAGCAAAUCCCCAUGGAAGUGGCUGCUAUGCUCAAAGUUGCAGCUGGAACACCAGGAUCAUCAGCUACCGUGUCCUUGCUGGACUGGUUCGAUUUGCGCAAGGAGCUGAUCCUGGUGAUGGAGAGACCUGUCCCUGCUGUGGACUUAGAUAAAUACAUAGAGGAAUAUGCAGAUACUAUAACAGAGGAGACAGCCAAGGUCAUUCUAAAACAACUGAUUGAGGCGGCAAAAGAACUCGAGGAUAAAAACGUCUUUCACCGGGACAUCAAGACUGACAACAUUCUGAUUGAGACCGGCUCCGAUGUGCCUCGUGUUCGCCUCAUUGACUUUGGAGUGAGCUGCUUUUGUAAUGAACGCUCACGUUACACCGUUUUUUCUGGCACACCUGCUUACUCCCCUCCAGAGUGGAUGAUCCACGAGUACUAUAGGCCUGGACCCACCACAGUGUGGCAGCUGGGAGCCGUGUUGUAUAGAACAGUCCAUGCAGGAGCCUUCUUUGAUAUACUAUAUGUCCUUGAAGGGAGCUUAGAAAUUAGCGAGAGGCUGUCUGAAAACUGCCAGGAUUUCUUGAAAAUGUGUUUCAACCUGGACCCCAAAAGACGCCCGAAACUGAAGGACCUCCUGCGUCAUCGAUGGUUCAGAUGAACUGUCACACACACACUCACACACAAAAUGCUUUUAACAGAAAAAAGAUUGAUGCUAUUUAAUUGGACUAUUCUAAAUUUCACUCACAUUGCCCAGUAGCAGUGAAAAGUUGAAACUUUUGACUGCUACUUUACAUCAAUCUUUAUUUUCCGUCCUGGAACUCCUGUAACUCCCCAGCCAUCCAGGGAAAGGGGGA